This is a messenger RNA of Cyprinodon variegatus (sheepshead minnow), 2019 nucleotides long. RefSeq names its product succinate-CoA ligase, GDP-forming, beta subunit (gene suclg2). NCBI's taxonomy places the organism in Eukaryota, Metazoa, Chordata, Actinopteri, Cyprinodontiformes, Cyprinodontidae. Gene Ontology annotation, biological process: tricarboxylic acid cycle; succinyl-CoA metabolic process. Gene Ontology annotation, molecular function: metal ion binding; succinate-CoA ligase (GDP-forming) activity; ATP binding. Bases 1 to 1230 code for a protein of 409 amino acids. The transcript has 11 exons. Gene Ontology annotation, cellular component: mitochondrion; succinate-CoA ligase complex. The record is from RefSeq and is a predicted model, not a curated record.
AUGGUAGAAGAAGUGGAGUGCACCUGGCUGAGUCCCCGGAGAUGGCUAAAUCUACAAGAGUACCAGAGCAAGAAGCUGAUGCAGGACAGCGGCGUGGCGGUCCAGCGCUUCUACGUGGCUGACACAGCUUCUGAGGCCCAGGAGGCUGCCAAGAGACUCAAUGCCAAGGAAAUAGUCCUGAAAGCUCAGAUUUUGGCUGGUGGCAGAGGCAAAGGCGUGUUCAACAGUGGCCUUAAAGGUGGAGUGCACUUAACUAAGGACCCUGCAGUUGUUGGUGAGCUGGCUAAAAAGAUGCUCGGUUUCAACCUGAUUACCAAGCAGACACCCAAAGAUGGAGUGAAAGUGAAAACGGUGAUGGUUGCUGAGGCUCUGGAUAUCAGCAGGGAGACAUAUUUUGCCAUCCUGAUGGACCGGGCCUGCAAUGGUCCAGUAAUGGUCGGAAGCCCCCAGGGAGGGAUGGAUAUCGAGGAGGUGGCUGCCGCCACACCAGAACUUAUCUUUAAGGAAGUCAUAGAUAUAUUUGAAGGGGUGCGAGACGACCAGGCACUUCGCAUGGCAGCUAAUUUGGGUUUCAAAGGACCUCUGCAAAGACAGGCAGCGGAUCAGAUUAAGAGGCUCUAUGAUCUGUUCCUGAAAGUCGACGCCACUCAAGUUGAAGUCAAUCCGCUCGGGGAGACUCCCGAAGGACAAGUGGUUUGCUUCGAUGCCAAGAUCAACUUUGAUGACAACGCUGAGUUCCGUCAGAAAGAUGUGUUCGCCAUGGAUGACAUGACUGAGAGCGACGCCACAGAGAUGGAGGCGGCCAAGUGGGAUCUUAAAUAUAUUGGAAUGGACGGAAACAUUGCCUGCUUUGUCAAUGGAGCCGGUCUUGCCAUGGCAACAUGUGACAUCAUUGACCUCCAUGGGGGAAAGCCUGCUAACUUCCUGGACCUCGGGGGCGGUGUCAAAGAGAGGCAGGUGUAUGAGGCUUUUAAGCUGCUGACUGCUGACCCAAAGGUUGAGGCCAUUUUGGUCAACAUCUUUGGAGGCAUUGUCAACUGCGCCAUCAUUGCCAAUGGCAUUACCAAAGCUUGUCGAGAGUUGGAGCUCAAGGUCCCACUGGUGGUCAGGCUUGAAGGGACCAACGUGCACGAAGCUAAGAGGAUCCUGAACGAGAGCGGCCUGCCCAUCACAUCAGCCGACGACCUGGACGACGCCGCCAAGAAGGCAGUGGCCGCCAUAAGGAAGUAGAGAGCUGUUUGGGAGGUUUCUACACUUCCGUCCUCCAUGGAUUCCAUCACCAACAGCAGCCUUUUCUAUCAGACCUCCUGAACUCCACGUUUUUUUUUUCCCCUCACUUUUUCUAAAUCCAGAGUUUCUGAGGUGUGUUAUGUUCACGCUAGUUUUUUUUUUCUCCUGAGCCGUGAAAGUUAUCAGCUUUUAAUUACUUUAACAAUUAUUCUCGUUUUAUAUUAAUUGGGAAAAAAGUUCACACUUUUCUAGGGAUAUUUUAAAAGCAUUUGAUUCUUCAGAACCUCCUGCAGAAAAUGGGUUGAAGUUUAUCACUUUGGUUCCAUUGCAUUCCAUUUUCCACUAAACACAUUUAUCUUCUUGAAUAAUUUGUUGUUUGUGUUGAUUUAUAGGGAAACUAAGGCAUUUUUUGUACUUUAUAAGCACAGUAUGGUUGAUAGAAAAAGUGUGAACUCUUCCAGUGUAACUAAAACUCAAGGAGGCAGAAAUGUGGUGCAAACCGUUUACUUUGAGGCCCAGGGAGGUUACAGUGCCUCUUGUGUUUCUCAUCUGAGUUUCUACACCAUAUCUUCUGUUUAAAGUGCUAAUUCCAUUAUAUCUGUGCCUGAAGAUUGAAGGUUUUAGGGGUUUGGAUGUUUUCAUGACUGGUUUUUCAUUUCUUUCAGAUUCUUAGUGAAAAGUUGAAUGGAUGAAAUAUACUUUAUACAAAUGUUGAAUGUAUUAUUGAUUGAUUAAAGAUGAACGAUGUGUACAUAAUCUAAGAGAUUAAAAACAGAUAUUUCAAGAUCA